AUGCCCAUCUCGAGUGCUGGAUUCUUCAAAGACAACAAAUUCGCAAUGGCCGCGUUGGAGCCUUCGGAUACCCCUCGGCCUGGCCCCGAAAAAGUUGCGGUCAAGUCAGAAUCCCCUCAUAUGGCGACUUCGGGAUGUCAAGGCUGCACGCAUCGAAACUCUACUGAACAAGCGUCUUGUCCAAAAUGCAAUACAUUUGCAUUUCUUGAUCAGUUGAUGCCCGACACUGGCGGGAUUGGCAUAGAUGAUAAUCUCAAUGCCUUCAACAACUACACAUCAACUGAGGAUGAUGCUUAUGGGAAUAACGUCCCGUCUCGACGCCCUGGAGACCGCGGUUUCCACUGGAAAUAG
This is a messenger RNA of Trichoderma gamsii, 351 nucleotides long. RefSeq lists its product as hypothetical. The record is from RefSeq and is a predicted model, not a curated record. Lineage: Eukaryota; Fungi; Ascomycota; Sordariomycetes; Hypocreales; Hypocreaceae. The transcript has 2 exons. The coding region runs from base 1 to 351 and encodes 116 amino acids.